This is a messenger RNA of Pipistrellus kuhlii (Kuhl's pipistrelle), 2630 nucleotides long. It is a transcript of the gene DYM, whose product is annotated as dymeclin. Gene Ontology annotation, biological process: Golgi organization. Gene Ontology annotation, cellular component: Golgi apparatus. The transcript is spliced from 18 exons. The coding region runs from base 232 to 2403 and encodes 723 amino acids. NCBI's taxonomy places the organism in Eukaryota, Metazoa, Chordata, Mammalia, Chiroptera, Vespertilionidae. The record is from RefSeq and is a predicted model, not a curated record.
CGGCCGCUUCCCUCUUCUCUCCCAGCCUCCGGGCCUCCGCACUGACGCGGCCCGGGCGGGAGCCGAGCCGGAGCCGGAGCCGGAGCCGCAGCCGCAGAGACGCGGAAACAUGGAGGCCUGAACCUCUGCCAUUCGCUGGACCGUGAGCUGUAAGCCGAUCUCCCCGCCGGCUGAAAUAGGUUGUCUUGCGGAAAUGAAGGUUUAAGGACAACCUGUCUACCAGAUUAGAAGAUGGGAUCAAACAGCAGCAGGAUUGGUGAUCUUCCUAAAAAUGAGUACUUAAAAAAGUUAUCAGGCACAGAAUUUGUCUCUGAGAAUGACCCGUUCUGGAAUCAGCUUCUCUCAUUUUCUUUCCCUGCACCAACCAGCAGUACUGAUUUGAAGCUCUUGGAGGAGGCAACUAUUUCAGUUUGCAGAUCUUUAGUUGAAAACAAUCCUCGAACAGGAAACCUUGGUGCAUUGAUUAAGGUCUUCCUUUCUAGAACCAAAGAACUAAAACUUUCAGCAGAAUGUCGGAAUCACAUCUUCAUUUGGCAGACAAACAAUGCUUUGUUUAUUAUUUGCUAUUUGUUGAAAGUGUUUAUCUGUGAGAUGUCAGAAGAGGAAUUACAACUUCAUUUUACUUAUGAAGAAAAAUCUGGCAGUUACAGUUCUGACUCAGAAGAUCUUUUGGAAGAAUUAGUCUGCUGUUUGAUGCAGUUAAUCACUGAUAUUCCACUCAUAGACAUUACAUAUGAAAUAUCAGUAGAAGCUAUAUCAACAAUGGUUGUUUUCCUUUCCUGUCAACUAUAUCACAAGGAAGUUUUGCGACAGAGUAUCAGUCACAAGUAUUUGAUGCGAGGUCGAUGUCUUCCAUACACCAGCAAACUUGUGAAAACGUUAUUGUAUAACUUCAUCAGACAAGAAAAGCCACCUCCCCCAGGUGCCCAUGUUUUCUCUCAGCAAUCGGAUGGGGGAGGACUCCUGUAUGGACUUGCAUCAGGUGUAGCAAGUGGACUCUGGACUGUCUUCACCCUGGGCGGCGUGGGCAGCAAAGCGGCCAGCGCACCGGCCCUUGCUUCCCCGCUGGCCAACCAGAGUCUCCUGCUCCUGCUGGUGCUAGCCAACCUGACCGAUGCGGCAGAUGCACCAAACCCCUACAGACAGGCCAUUAUGUCCUUCAAGAACACACAAGAUAACAGCCCCUUCCCCUCAUCAAUCCCACAUGCUUUCCAGAUUAAUUUUAACAGUUUGUACACGACUCUCUGUGAGCAGCAGACGUCUGAUCAGGCAACUCUCCUAUUGUAUACAUUGCUCCAUCAGAAUAGUAAUAUUAGGACGUACAUGUUGGCUCGCACGGAUAUGGAAAAUCUUGUUUUACCAAUUCUUGAGAUUCUGUAUCAUGUUGAAGAAAGAAACUCACACCACGUGUACAUGGCUCUUAUAAUAUUGUUGAUCCUCACAGAAGACGAUGGCUUCAAUAGAUCCAUUCACGAAGUGAUAUUAAAAAAUAUUACUUGGUAUUCAGAACGGGUUUUAACAGAAAUUUCCCUGGGGAGUCUCCUAAUACUGGUCGUAAUAAGAACCAUUCAGUACAACAUGACAAGGACAAGAGACAAGUACCUUCACACAAAUUGUUUGGCAGCUUUAGCAAAUAUGUCAGCCCAGUUCCGUUCUCUCCAUCAGUAUGCUGCCCAGAGGAUCAUCAGUUAUACCUGCCGCCACUUGCGGAGAUAUGUUUAUGUGUUGGACAAACUGUAUUUCCCCCACUCUCACUGUUCUACGCUUCAGCAUUGCUUCUCGAGCUUCAGUGACAAUGGAGAGGAACUCUUGUCUUUAACUUGCUCUCACAUUCUCAGAUCCUAUGCUUCCAGUUUGUUUUCCUUGCUGUCUAAAAAACACAACAAAGUUCUGGAACAAGCUACACAGUCCUUGAGAGGUUCGCUAAGUUCCAAUGAUGUUCCUCUACCAGAUUAUGCACAAGACCUAAAUGUCAUCGAGGAAGUGAUCCGAAUGAUGUUAGAGAUCAUCAAUUCCUGCCUGACAACGUCUCUUCACCACAACCCAAACUUGGUGUAUGCACUGCUUUACAAACGAGAUCUCUUUGAGCAAUUCCGAACUCAUCCUUCUUUUCAGGAUAUAAUGCAAAAUAUUGAUCUGGUGAUCACCUUCUUCAGCUCCAGGUUGCUACAGGCUGGCGCUGAGCUCUCGGUGGAACGGGUCCUGGAAAUCAUCAAGCAAGGAAUUGUUGCUCUGCCCAAAGACAGGCUGAAGAAGUUUCCGGAAUUGAAAUUCAAGUAUGUGGAAGAGGAGCAGCCCGAGGAGUUCUUCAUCCCCUAUGUCUGGUCGCUGGUGUACAGCUCGGCCGCCGGCCUGUACUGGAGCCCGCAGGACAUCCAGCUGUUCACCAUGGACUCCGACUGAGGGCAGCCGCCCGCCCCUCCAUCAGCACCUUCUAGAUUUUUCUUUCUGGCGCACAGACUUGGGAGAUGACCUGGUGUGUCUUCUGUCAGAGGAUCGGGAAGCAGGCGUGUUUCCCUCGCACACUCGGAAGUGGAGCAGCGGUGCCCGUUGGCAGAUCACUCGGCUUCGAGUCUAGUAUAAAAAGGGGGAGGGUCCACAAUAAUAAAUAUCAAACCUGCUGUCCCACA